GCCAAAAAAAUGACACACCGGCGCUUAAACAUGACGAGUUAAGUCCGCGACAAAGGAAUAGGGUGGUUGAGCGAGUGCUACGGCUAAUCGAAGGAGCGAAGCUAACGUGGACUAUCCGUUACCUGGCUAAUUUACACCCGACAUACAGAGACAACUGGGUCUCUUUCCUUCAGUUACCACAGAGAGGUCUGAGCCUCCGUCACCAUGACAGACAACAAGCGGCUUGCCUUCUCCAUCAUCCGGUUUCUCCAUGAUCAGCUCCAGUCAGGGGAUCUGUCCUCAGAUGCCCAGGAGAGUCUGGAAGUUGCUGUUCAGUGUUUGGAGACAGCGUUUGAAGUUUCGACCGACGACCAGAGCCUCGCCGUCCCCAUGACGUUACCGGAGAUCUUUGCCUCAGCCGUGGCCAAGCCGAGUCGCAGGUCAACAACAACUCCACCCAAAACACUCACUGAGGAGCAGAGAGCCGAGGCCGAGACGCUCAAAACUGAAGGAAACGACCAAAUGAAAGUAGAGAACUUUUCAGCUGCUGUUGAGUUUUACUCAAAGGCCAUCGCAAUCAACCGUCACAACGCCGUCUAUUACUGCAACAGGGCUGCAGCCUACAGUAAACUGGGGAACUAUGCUGGAGCGGUGCAGGACUGUGAACAGGCCAUCAGCAUUGACCCAAACUACAGCAAAGCCUACGGGCGGAUGGGUUUGGCUCUGGCCAGUCUCAACAAACACACAGAAGCAGCCAGUUAUUAUAAGAAAGCUCUGGAGCUCGACCCCGACAACGACACUUACAAAAGCAACCUGAAGAUCGCAGAGGACAAGAUGGAGACAUCCAGUCCAACAGCAGGGAUGGGUGGAGUGGAUCUGGCCGGUUUGCUCAGUAACCCCGGCUUCAUGAACAUGGCGUCCUCUCUGAUGAACAACCCUCAGGUUCAGCAGCUGAUGUCGGGGAUGAUGUCAGGAGCAUACGGUGGGGUGGGAGGAGCAGGAGGAGCAGGAGGAGCAGGAGGAGCAGGAGCAGCAGCAGCAGCAGCAGCAGCAGCAGCAGGAGGAGGAGGAGGAGGAGGAAGAGGAAGUAGUGCGGCGGCCCCGGGAGCUGCAGGAGCUGGAGAUUUAUCAGGACUGAUUCAGGCAGGUCAGCAGUUUGCUCAGCAGAUGCAGCAGCAGAACCCUGAACUCAUCGAACAGCUGAGGAGUCAAAUCCGCAACCGAAUGCCCAGCGCCGGAAAUGAGGAGCAGCCGUGACACUCAGAUACAGUGGGACAGGUUUGUGUGGAGGAGAAGCAGAGCUCAUCGGGAUCAUUUAUAACUCAAAGGACUAAAAGGAAGUUGUUUUUUUUUUCUUUCUUAGUCCCGUCACUGAAUAAUUUCUGCACAAGAAAAUGAGAGGCCUCCCACUACAUCAAGGAGCCACGUCACCAAAAACACCCACUUCCUGUGGUUCUGUGUGGUUUUUAGGAAGAACAUUUUGACUUAACACUUUAAUAAUGAACACCAAUUCAUGCUAAUAAAUUCAGCUCAAACACGAAUGCUGAUCCCAGAUGUUAAACAACCAAGUUUCAGACAGGAGCUUGAAAUUUCUUCUUAAAACAACACAGUGUUACUUUAUGCUCUGUGUGUGUUUGAGUGUGAGUGUGUGAGAGAGAGAGAGAGAGAGAGAGAGAGAGAAACUGAGACUUGGCCUACUUUUGGGGGCAUAUUUCAGCCUGAUUAGGGGCAAAGGGUUUGGGAAAAGUCUCUGUGAUGUCCCUCAAAGUGACCUAAGUAGAUGUGCGUGUGUGUGUGUGUGUGUGUGUGUCAGACUUCAUUAUUGUGUGAAACUCUUCAGUCAUGUGAAAGCUGUUCAGUCUGAGAAUUAAAAAGAGCGUCUCAUCAUUUUA
This is a messenger RNA of Scatophagus argus, 1871 nucleotides long. RefSeq names its product small glutamine rich tetratricopeptide repeat co-chaperone alpha (gene sgta). Gene Ontology annotation, molecular function: molecular adaptor activity; protein binding. The record is from RefSeq and is a predicted model, not a curated record. Gene Ontology annotation, biological process: post-translational protein targeting to endoplasmic reticulum membrane. NCBI's taxonomy places the organism in Eukaryota, Metazoa, Chordata, Actinopteri, Scatophagidae. Gene Ontology annotation, cellular component: membrane; TRC complex.